Molecule: messenger RNA, 2971 nt
Organism: Fusarium verticillioides 7600
Lineage: Eukaryota; Fungi; Ascomycota; Sordariomycetes; Hypocreales; Nectriaceae
Exons: 5
Coding region: 1-1860 (619 amino acids)
Biological process (GO): regulation of DNA-templated transcription
Source: RefSeq, a predicted model, not a curated record
AUGGACCCUUUAUCAAUUAUAGCCAGUAUCGCUGGCAUAGCGUCAGCCGGCGCCCAACUGUCAAACACUCUUUUCAAGCUUUACAAGACAGUAAAGAAUGCACCCAAGGAGAUCCAAUCGGUUGCCAUUGAGAUGUCUGGCUUGACUUCCACUCUUGAGCACUUACACGACAUCAUCAAAUCCGGGCAAUCGUAUGCAAAACCGCAGUUUUGCGAAGCUGUUCGGCAUGUUGUCAAGAACAUCCGGAUGACGCAGCAAGAGAUUGACAAGAUGGUGGCUGAUGAAAGUAUGUUACGAAGGGUUAAAUGGCUCAAGGCUGCAAGGCUACUAUCGGAUAUUGAAAAGCAUAAGGUCACAUUGACUUUGCAAAUUGCCAUUCUUUCAGCGGCUGUUCUGGUCAAGUCCACUAAUGGCCGUUUAUCUAUACAAGGGAGAGUGGAAAACAGAUUCAAGGCCCAAGCCGAGAGUCUUGUCCUGGCUGGUCAAGCUUCGUUCCAGAAUGAUGAAUCGGAGCCAAUUCCAGAUCCUCCUCAAGAAAGAGCACCGAGUCCACCAGUCCGCACAAACAAAAGAUUACCAAGUCCCGUGCGUGAAUCUGAGAUUCCCGGACACGUAAGAACAGAGGAACUCUACGGUCAAAGCAAGAAUUCAGAAGACAACGCAUUUCUUUCUCCAAGCGACAAAGAAGAGGUCCGCUCAGCACUUGCGCUAAGUGUGAAAGAUCCAAUACGUUCAGAAAGACGUUAUACUGUUCCUGCGAUUGAAGAUGAAGAUGGAGAAAACAUCUCUUCCGAAGACGAAGAAAGGGUGUCCCGACGUCGCAGAAGGUCGGGGUUUGAUCCACUGUCCGGUAGCAGCAUCGCGCAAUUUGGACCUGAUUUCCACAGACGCGGCGAUGCAGCUACGUUUCUAUAUAAUCUUGUUUUUCUCAACGAGAUACCAGGUAAAGGAGCACCAGGACAUAACUCACAUCUCAGAGACACCGGAGGCAACGAAAAGAUAGAAGUGCGGUACCGACAUCGACAUCCAGAUCCAGCGUAUGACAAUGACUACUUUGACGAUGAAAACAUUGGCGAUCUCCGGGAGAGAGUGAGAUUCAAAGACCCCAAGCCUCAAGAACCAGGAAGGAUUGUCAAUCGACUUCUUCUGGCUUGGACAUCAUUGAGCGAAAGCGAGGUUGAGAAGGGGAAACCAGAUAAUCAGCCCGAUAAGACCAAGGCAUUUGGAGCGAGUGACAGCUCCGACAGUGAAGAGUCGCUCUACGAGCCCGAGAACCCAGAGAAAUACUGGAGAAGAGAAGCAAGAGCAGCUCGCAAUGGGUCCCCAAGAGAAGAAACCAAGUACAAUGGUAAGCCUGAGUUUGAUCCUCGUGGUCGUAAGAUACUCAGACCAACGCAAGCUUGGGAUGCUCCCUUUGGAUAUACGAAUGCACCCCCUCGAAAUAAUGGCUCUUCACCAAUAUCAGCAGAACCAACUAUGCCGUACCCAACUGGUGGCUACUUUCAGCCAUACGGUCAGGCCCGAAAUCCUUUUGCACCGUCUGACGGAUCUUCGGCCCAGCCAAACUGGAUGCCUGAAGCAUCAAACUUCUCUCAUAGAUAUCCUUUCCCACCACCACCACGACCACCAUCAGGAGAGACAUAUUGGCCCCCACCAACCCAGUCACACAACCCGACCAUGGAGACAAAACCAGUGAAAUCAAAGUUCCAUAAACCUGCUUUUGUUGUUCUGCCACAAACGGACUCUGCAGACUAUGAGGCUCGGCCUAUAACUCCCAAGCUUCACCUUACGUCUGUUAGCUUAGGUAUCAUGAGGCAAGGAGAUGAGCCAAUCUGGGACUGUGAUGCUUUCAUGUCUUAAAGAGGUUGUCCUGGGAAAGCGGUUAUGGGUGCACUUAUUGGCGACAAAUCCGCUAGAAAUCCUCACGGAUUAGAUCUAGCGCAUACGCUGAUGAAAGGAAGAAGUAUGAAGCUUGUGUAUAUCCGAGGAAAUGAUUUUGGUGAAACUUGGUUCAUAAAUAAACAGCCCGUCUUCUUACAGUUCCUUCAUUCUGGAUACUUACCUCAAUUCUAUCCAGCAAAAGAGACCGAUGAGAGAGCCAUGAAGGAGGAGUACGUUGCUACCGGAGAAGAAUGGGCCAGCUUCGAAGCUUUACAACAACUCGGGAUGGUUGUCAGAAGAAGAGAAGAGGGACGUGUCCUCUUGGACCCUAGCACCACGUGGUCAAUGAUUAAGGAGCUUGCCACUACGACUCUUCAACUGAGGAGCAUGCGGCAAAGACGAACCUUCACGUCAACAUUUUAUAACUCCGCAUCUGCAUUUCGACAGAAACAUGGAUUGGAAGCGCCCUUACCUUCUGGGGCCACAGGCUCUGAGACUAGAACCCCUCCUGUCCCAGAUAGACGUGCCAGAGUCGAGGAUGAAAGCGAAGUCGAUAUCAUCGACUUGCCAAUAGGUGAAGAGCCCAAAAAGGCAUCAGAAACAAACACAGAAGCCCAAAGCGAGACAGUGCCUGUGGCACUUAAACCACAAGUUUCCGUCACCCCACCAUCAACGCCACAGCAAACCUCGCCUAACUAUUUGGACACAAGCGAGGUAGCAUCAGAGGUUUCUUCAGGGUCACGCUUAUUCAGGUUUGUGAAGCGUUAUAAAACAGGAGGGAAGAAAAACCUGUCUAUACCCUUACAUCGACAGAGCUCGAAGACCAGUGGACAGGGAAGUGAGAGUACCGAAUGGCGGGAUGAUGAUAAAAGGCCCCUAACACCGACGGACUCGGGUGUUGGAAGUUCAAUAGUCUCAGGGCGAUAAGCAUUCGACAUCAGGCUGAGUUACAUGUUCUGUUUCCAAGUAUCAUUCAUGAUCUCAGGCUACAUCCAUAUAUUCAAACUUGUAUUCGUAGUUAAUACGGGAAGAAUUCAUUUGUAAUUUAAGAUCUACUCCCUUUUGUAAAAAGAAUAAUCUGUAUAUCCAA